Molecule: messenger RNA, 1359 nt
Organism: Electrophorus electricus (electric eel)
Lineage: Eukaryota; Metazoa; Chordata; Actinopteri; Gymnotiformes; Gymnotidae
Source: RefSeq, a predicted model, not a curated record
AUGUGCACAGUCUACACUGUGUUCUGCCUUCAAGCAGGUGUUGUCUCCGUUGCGGCCUGCUCCAAACAUGGCACUGCCACGACAUUUGCACAAGAGGGUGCCGUUGCACCCUGUUCACAGGAUGGCACAACUACUCUGUGCUACCUAGUGGGUGCUGUCAUGCCCUGUCCCCUGUCUCAGAUGUUGCAGCUGGCACCCUGUGUCCCCAUGGUCUCUCCCUGGAAUGGCAUGGAAAACAUCUGUCCCCCACCUCGAUUUGUCUCCAAGAGCACCUCUCCCAUCCCCUACCCCCAGGAGAGUGCUGUCGCUGUGUCUUCCCUCAAAGAGAACAUCGCAUCCAUGAAGGCUGGUCACUUCUUUUCUCCCAUAGAUAUGUGCACAGCUGAGUGUAACAGCAGCCAGGAAGCCAACAGCAGCAGUUAUCAGCUACAGCUGGUCAGCUCCACACCUUUGAGGAUCAAUUUAUCAAUGGCCAUAACUCAGUUCCUCGUGUGGCCUUUUAUAUACAUUGAUGUGCUCAUGCUUGUCACUUUCUCCAGGAAGCAGGCCUUCAGGACUGAGACACGCUACAUAUUGUUUGCCCACACCUUACUGGUUGAUUUGAUUUUUCUUUUGCUGACUGAUUUUGUGGUGCUCAUAUCCUACAGUGAUGUCCAGAUGCCCAUGGUGUUCUGUAUUCCUGUGUGCAUGCUUAUGGAGAUGGUCACUAUAUGCACACCUAUGAUUAUCACUGCCAUGUGUGUAGAGCGCUACGUGGCCAUCUGUAUGCCUCUGAGACACAGUGCUCUCUCCACCUCCAGCAAGACCCAUACUGCCAUCCUCAUAAUCUGGACUGUAAGCGCUGUAAAGCCGCUCAUGGAUGUGAUCAUCCUUGCCUGGACUGUCUCGCAAGCUUAUCUGUCACAGCUCACCCAUUGCUAUUAUGAGAUCUUGAUUCCUGAUACAUGGCAACAUUACAUGAGGGGCUUCCUUUGCAUCGUCAGCUUUAUAAUAAUUUUUCUUGUUGAAUUAUUUUGCUAUGUGAUGAUUAUGCUUGCUGCCCGAGCAGCCUCUGUUGACAAGAAGUCUGCAGCUAAGGGGCUCCGUACUGUCUCAAUGCACAUGCUUCAGCUUACACUGUGUACAAUGGAGGUUAUAUGCCCCUAUAUUGAAGCUGUGGUAAUAGAGAUUGACAUCCAGGUAUAUCUGUCAGUCCGCUUUUUUAACUUUGUAACAUUCAGUGUCAUCGCCAGGGCAGUCAGUCCACUUGUCUAUGGAAUAAGAGAUGAGAAAUUUUACACUGCCUUUGUAUACUACAUGCGAUGUGGACAAAAUCACAUAUCUUCUGAACACAGACAAUCAAACCCAGCACAAAAGUGA